Diorhabda carinulata is the source of this 7684-nucleotide messenger RNA. RefSeq names its product anoctamin-2-like. Lineage: Eukaryota; Metazoa; Arthropoda; Insecta; Coleoptera; Chrysomelidae. The record is from RefSeq and is a predicted model, not a curated record. The transcript is spliced from 13 exons. Gene Ontology annotation, biological process: chloride transmembrane transport. The coding region runs from base 289 to 3027 and encodes 912 amino acids. Gene Ontology annotation, cellular component: plasma membrane. Gene Ontology annotation, molecular function: chloride channel activity; protein dimerization activity.
CAUUCUGCAACUUUGUCAAUUUUUAAUGAACACGGCAACGUUGGUUACUGCUCCUUCAGUAUCAAUCAUUCCGUUUUCGUGUUUGGGUUUAUAUGUAUGUGGUGAUAAAAGUAUGGUUAGGUAAGAUAAGAUUGAAAAUUAAAGAGUUCUACUUGUAACUAUUUAGUUUCAACUUUGUUUUAUGAAUGCACAUGCACUACCAAUUAUUUUUACAAAUUGUUAUGCACAAAACACCAAAAAUGGCUCACCACCGCACAUCAGGAAUCAUCAAAAUGAUGAUUCAAAGUGAUGGAAGAUGAUGAUGAUUUCUUCGAUACAGUGUCUGUCAAUUCCACGACAGGAAAACGAAGAUUCAAUAGUAAAGAAUACCUCGGAUUAUCUAGAAAUACAGUGUAUCGUUCCAUUAUGGACUUUGAUGACGCCAAUGAAUUGGAAAUGGGAGAUUUGGAUCAGAAAAAGGUGCCAAAUAAAAGUAGAGUUGUUAACACGUAUGAACAGUGGAAAAAUAGGAGAUGGCGUUAUUUCUCAAGCUGUGACUUGAGCGUUGACUACGUUUUAGCCUACGAAGAUCAAGGCGAUACAAGAGAUGUUGAAAAAAGAACCAACUACGAACAUAAUUUGGAAUCCAACGGGUUGAUAUUAGAAAGGGAAGAAAAUCAAAGAAUACAUUUUGUUAAAAUUCACGUUCCUAAGGAUGUUAUCAUGAGAUACGCAGAGAUACUUAAAUUGCGGUUGCCAAUAAAAGACGAUGAAGAAUCUCCUCAAAUAAAAGAAAAUAUAGUUACGCAAACUGUGGUAAAAAUUUUAAAUAAAUGUAAAGUAUCAUUAGACCCGGAUAAGUUUCCUCCUAAAAAGUAUCAACUGACUGCAGAGUUUAAUAAAGACAAAGAUUAUUUAUUUGAUGUAGACGACCCAGAGUUCUUCAACAGUUCGGUGAAGAUAACAGUGAUUUCCUACAUUUUAGAAAGAGAGAGAUUUGGCAACGAAGAUCAGGAUAAGGGUAUUAAAAGACUGAUAGCUGAAAAUGUUUAUAAAGCUGCUUAUCCAUUACAUGAUGGUGAUCUACACGACAAAACUUCCACCAGGAAACUCCUCUUAGACGAAUGGGCGUCAGUCUCAAAAUGUAUAAAGUUCCAACCAUUAGAUGAAAUCAAAGAUUACUUUGGUGUGAAAUGCGCCAUAUAUUUCGCGUGGCUCGGAUUUUACACACACAUGUUGAUACCUGCUUCUAUAGUAGGCAUUUUGUGCCUUUUAUAUGGUGCUAUUACUUUACAUUCAGAUAUCCUUAGCAGAGAUAUUUGUAACGCCAAAAACAUCACCAUGUGUCCAAGAUGUGAUAAAUAUUGUGAUUAUUGGUAUAUACAAGAAAGCUGUAAUUAUUCAAAAAUUCAACAUAUUAUUGAUAAUAACGCAACUAUAUUUUUUGCUGUAUUCAUGUCAUUUUGGGGUACUUUCUACCUUGAAAUGUGGAAAAGGUAUAGUGCUGAAAUAGCCCACAGAUGGGGUUUGACAGGUUUCGAUUUACAGGCAGAACCCCCAAGACCUGAAUAUCUAUUAAAAUUAGCUAACGCAAAGAAGAAGAAACUCAACGUUAUAACUCAAUUACAAGAACCAGUGGUUCCUUUUUGGAGAGUCAAGUUGCCAUCACUUAUUAUAAGCUUUUCAGUUGCUUUUUGCUGGACUUUGAUAGCUCUAGCGGUUGUCGUUGCUGUUGUGGUAUACAGAAUGUCUUCUCUAACUUCUGGUUAUUUACAUAGUGGCAGUAGUUAUAAGAUCUAUGCGAUUCCAGUAACGGCGGGAUUGAUUAACUUGACUUGUAUACACAUUCUGAAUUUUUUGUAUGGACGAUUGGCCGAAACAUUAACAGAAUUGGAAUUACAGAGAACCCAGAAUGAAUUCGAUGAAAGUUUAGCUAUUAAAAUAUAUAUGUUUCAGUUUGUGAAUUUCUAUUCCUCCAUUUUCUACAUCGCUUUUAUAAAAGGAAAAUACGUUGGAUAUCCAGCAAAAUAUAAUAGAAUAUUGGGAUAUCGCCAGGAAGAGUGCAAUCCCGGAGGAUGUCUGAUGGAAUUAACAAUUCAACUAGCUAUCAUCAUGAUCGGUAAUCAAGCGAUUAAUGCAGUCAUGGAAAUGUCGGUUCCUGUUGCAAUGAAGAUGUAUAAAACAUUUAUUGUUACAACUGGUAUUGACAAAGCCGAUAAAGAAGAAACGGCGUUAAUUAGUUGUAAUCAAUGGACGGAAGAUUAUAAACUAUCGGAAAUUGAGAGUAAAAGUUUAUAUUCGGAAUAUUUAGAAAUGGUACUACAAUAUGGUUUCGUGACGAUCUUUGUCACAGCAUUUCCCCUUGCUCCACUGUUCGCACUCAUAAAUAACAUAUUGGAAAUGCGAUUAGAUGCUAAGAAGUUUUUGAAAUAUUACAGAAGACCUGUACCUCAAAGAGUAAAAAAUAUUGGAGUUUGGUAUUCCAUUUUGGCAUUCGUUGGUAGAUUAGCAGUGGUUUCUAAUGCGUUCAUAAUUGCUUUCUCAUCUCAUUUUAUUCCUAAACUCGUUUAUAAGUUGAAAUAUUCUCAUAAUUUUACGGAAGAAGGAUACAUGGAACAUAGCUUAGCUUUCUUCAAUACUUCACAUUUUGCGCCUAAUACAGCGCCGAUUCAUUCCCAGAUAAAUGCUACAGUUUGUAGAUACCCCGAAUACCGAAAUCAUUACUCUAUGGAUGAUCACACUAGAUAUAAACGCCCGCUUAUUUAUUGGCAUAUACUUGCAGCACGAUUAGCAUUUGUAGUGGUUUACCAAAAUUUAGUAAGUUUUGUGAUGACUGCAGUGGAAUGGAUGAUACCAGAUGUCAGCAGGAAACUAAAUGAUAGAAUAAAACGUGAAGCUUAUAGAACUAAUGAAAUUAUUAUUCAUAAUGAAACCAGGAGAGCACGAGAACGAAAAGCUUCGUCUUCUGAUAGUCAAAAUUUACCACAAACUAAUUUUGAUGCUGCAACAGGCCUUGCACAUGUUGAUCUAAAACCUCACGUUGUUUAAUUGUCAGGUAUCUUUGGAAAUCUCAUUUGUGAGAAAAAAACGAGAGUCAAUGAUGUCAACAUCAACAAUUUACUUCGACGCAAUUAACGGAGAUGUUGGUUCGGAAGGUGAUCAAGCAAGAAGUACAAAAUAUUAUGACAUUUAAUUUACAUAUUGUGAUUUUCGUAUAAAAAGUGUCCUUGCAACUUGCCUUAUUUCAAUGGAUACCUAGUCAAAUGUUAUAAUAAAUUAUAACUUGGUUCAUAGGAUUUUGAAAGUCCUAUUUAGCAAAAUAUAAUUAAUAUAUUAUAGUAAAUGUUAGUUAUGUUCGAUUAAAAUGUACUAAUUAUCUUUAUGACGUUAUAGAAUUUAUUCUAAUAGUGAACUAAAAAUGUUUGCAGCAAUAACUUCAUUUAAAAGCCAAUAUUCCCGAAAAUGUGUUCAUAUUAUUUAUAAUUUAUAAAUUGUAUAUUUUUACAUCAAUUGUUAGGAAAUAGAAAGUGUACCAAACAAGUCGUCACAUACAGGGUUAGUGAACUGAUACAUUCAUAUAAACUAUCAGAGUUUGUACAUUGUCGAGUAUUCGGACAAAUAAAGCAUUUUUUAAUUCUGUUAUUUUACAUAAUAUAAUAUAAACUUAAACAAACGUAAACUUUUUCCAUUUGUUGAGUGUACACAUAUAUUCUUCAUACAUUUGAAAAAAAUUUCUUCAUUUUUUAUUUUUGGCUUUUGCACAAUAUUUUUGUGUGCUCACAUCAAUCACUUUCUUCAUAUUCUACUACUUUAUAAUGAUAAUAAUUCAUAGUUGAACAACUUUGUUGUUUUUUUAAAGUAGGUAUUAUUUUGCAUAUAAAGAGCAAAUUAUAGUGUUUUCUACAAGGUGUAUACUUGUCAAAAAUCUGUUCAAAGAAGUUUGGGCUUGCGAUUUUUCUUGAAAAUUAAUUUCUUUAUUAUAAAUUUUACUGACAGUAGAAUAUUACAUUAUAUUAAAUUUUGAACUAAUUAUAUUUUGACGCAUUUAUUCAAAUUUCCUUUUUCUAUACACCCUUAUAUCCUGUGGCGUUUUACAUUAUUAAUCCUAUAAUGAUUUUGUUUUAAUAAUUGUUCUGUACACUUUUUAUUUUAAUUGUCUAGAUGUUUCAAAUCAUCACAUUUUAAUUUAAAAUAUUUGUUAAUAUAGCUGUUGAUGUUAUAUGAAAGUUUAUCGCAAAUGCUUGAGAGUUACAAUAAUUUUAAUUGUUAUCGAAUAAAAUGAUCGAAUACUGAAUAUCUACUCACAACAGAAUGGACCAGUUCGAUAAUUUUUGAAACUAAAAAAAUAAUAGUAGGAUGAAAUCCAUUUGGAAAAGGAGGAGACUAUAAUAACAAUAAAAGGAAAUAUAAUUUACGGCAGAUCGGGCGAGUUUUUAAGGGUAAAAAAUGGUUUAUGUUUAUUUCCAGAAAAACUACAAGUCCUAUAAAAAAAGCCAAAUGGCAAAGUUGUAGAUAAUGAAAAAAAUCUACAACUUUUGCAUUCAAACAUUUUUCGCAUAAUUUCAAAAUUCAUGAAAUGUAAUAUUAUAAAAUUUUUGUCUUCUAUUUUCAUCUUUUUAUCUAAAUAAGCUGAUUUUUUAACAGGAGAAUUUUCGAUUGAAAAUUAGUAGAUUCCUUCGAUAUUAAGUCAAAAUAAGGUGGAAAAAAUUUCAAAUCAAAUAUAUUAAAUUGUCUUUGGAUCAAAAAAGGUAAUAUUUCACCAAAUUUCGUAGAAAAAAAUUGUAGAUACAAGUGUAGAUACAAAAGUUUUUAUUACCUUCAAUUUUGCUAUUCAACUUUUUUUCAUAGGACUCGAGAUAAACCGCUUUUCACUCUUAAAAACUCACGAACCUCCCUUUCUCGACCUCCGUUCUCCUGUAAAUUAUUUUUCCUUUUAUUUUUAUUAUAUUCUCCUAUUUCAUCCUACUAUUAUUUUUUCUCACUUUUCAUAAUUUUGAAAGGCUUCUACCCUGGUCAAGAAACCGAUUUGAUUACUAAUUGCUCCUUUCUAUUAAGAUAUUUAUAAUGUGUUUUUCCGAUUUACAUUAAAAUGAAAUUGACCUGCUAAGGAGUUUUAAGUAGAUUUGGUGAGAAUAAGUAUAACAGCGAGAUGUACAAAAUUUGUGGAGGAGGGAGGAUAUUAAGAACGUAUAGGAAUCAGACAUUAGCAGUUUGAAAUUGUUGCCAAAUUUCUUGUUUUAAUAGAAUUUAUUCGCCAAUUGAUUCAAUAGGCUGACAGAAAUCACAGUUGAUAUUUAGCAUAAAUAGUAAAAUAUAUUUUAUCUUCACUUACUAGAAUUGAUAAAUGAACGUGGCAACUCAGUAAGUAAAGUAUUUUAAAGCCAAACUCAAUAUCAAUUAGUUAAUUACCCCUUGUUAUUUUCUACAUUAUUUAUUUAGUUGAACUGAAAAAAUAUAAUUUAUACAAAAUAUGUUUGAACAUAUUUUAUACGAUAACAAUGAAGAUAAUAAGAUUGAAAUAUUUUAUUAAGAAAAAUUUCUGAACGCUCAAAUUAUGUAUAUUUUUACUACAAAUAGCUUUUUGAUUUGUUUUCCAAAUAUGAUAAUUAGGUCACCUUUUCAUUUAGAUGUGAAAUAAUUGUGACUUUCUAAAAAGAGAUUAACCAGAAAAAUGGAAGUAAAUAGUAAUUACCUUGUGUACUUAAUGAGUAUAUUGUAAUAGUCAUCAUUCAAAAUGUAAGGAUAAGUAAUAAUUUUCGUUUGAUUAUACAAUAUAUUAAUUAAAUAGAAAACAUUGUUAAACAUUGCAUCAUCAUUGUAUCCGUUUGAUACAAACAGUUAUCAUUUUCUGAUUCAUCUCCACUUCAACUAAUAAUUUUUUAUACUAUGAUCACACUCUCUUUUGACUUGAAAUAUUUUUCUAUUUUAUUCAGUUUUGACUUUUUCGACUCCCUUACAAGAAAUGUUCCAAAAAAUGUUCAUAAAGUUCAUUAUCAAUUUUACUGACAGUAGAAUAUUACAUCGUAAUAAAUUUCAAUCCAAUUAUAUUUUGACACAUAUAAUCAAAUUCUCCCUUUUCACACGCCCUUAUAACUUAUUGCGUUUUGCCUCCAUAAUAAUCUCUAAAUUGAAUCAUAAAAUCAUGGUGUUAUACAAAUUGUUCUGUACACUUUUUAUUUUAAUUGUCAAAAUAUUUCAAAUCAUCACAAGAAAUGUUUAAAAAAAAAUGUUUAUAAAGAAUUACCUGUCGAAAAAUUCACUCUUCUGGCUUUUACAUAUUCUUUAAGACAGUCCAAGCUAAUUAAUAAUAAAAUAGUUUAAUAAAACUAGAUUUAUUAAAUUUCAUUUAAUUUUAUAAAUCAGGCCUUGACAUAUAUCAAUUCCUUUGUCAACCAUUGUUGCAUUACUCAGUUUCUCGAACCACUUGUGGGCGUUUUAUCUUUCUGCGUGUUGUGAUAAGGACCGGUACCUAUUACAAUCGCUCUAAUUGUGGUUACCCAAAGUUAUUUUUUAUAAUUUACAAAGUUCAGGUCAUGAUAAUCUCCUGUUCUACUUUGAGAUGUCCAUAGGAAAUAAAAUUAAUCGACAAAUCUGCCUAUAUAUCGAUCUUAUUCUGUUUUCUUGAAAUAAUUUGAUCUCCCAUUAAAAGUUUUCUAUUUUUGACUAAUGUAUCAAUAAAAUUCCAACACUGAAUUUAUUUUCUCUUUCGUGGUACUGAUAUUGUUCUGUACUUUGAAUUAAAUUGAUUUUGUUGAUAGUAACAUGCACAUUGACAAUUUUUCGACACCUUGAUCGAUUUCUAAUUCCCCCGAUUAUAAGUCAGCUUCAGUUGCACGUCUUGUCUAUUUUUUAUUACUUGAUGAGCAAACUACUGAUACAAAAACAUAAAAAUACACUCAUACAAAAAAUAAUUUCCAACUAUUAAAAUUAACAAUGUAUUAACAACACAUGUUUUAUCAAAAAUUUACGGGAUAUAAAUGUAAGGUAAUGAUGAAAUUUUUGGGGGUAGAAUAAGAAUUUAUAAAAUUUAAUAACUGAAACUUAUAAAGUGGAGCUUUGAUAAAUGAUAUUAAGUAGAUGUGAUAUAUUUAUCUAUUUAUGCAGUAACUCGUUCUUGUACUUUUUUGGCUCAGUCAUCAAUGUUUCACGUCUACUACACUACACAAUAAACAAUUUAGAAUGUUUAUGUUCCUCACUCUAACUCCCUUUUUUCCCUUGACAACGCCGCACUACUUUCGUUUUAAACAAUUACUAAUUACAAUGAUGGAGAUUAAUAAUUGAGCUCAGUCUUCACUAUUCCUACACCGAUCUCGCAGUUGUAUUUAUUCUAAUAUAUAAUUUAACAUUCAUUUAUUUAAAUUUUGAAUAAUAUAUUACUUAUGGAUCUGAUGUAUAUUAAAAUGUAAUAUUAUAUAAGAGAUACGAAUUAUGUAUGUUAUUUAAUACUUAUUUAUAUAUAGAAUAUGACAGAUAAAUAAUUUUUUCUGUGAUAUUCUGUACAGUGUUUUACUAUACCAACAUUCAUUACUAUUAUUUAUUGUUUUAAAAAAAGGGAACAACAUUAUUAUAAUCAUAAGAAGUUAGUUUCAGAAAAAAAAUUCACUGUUCAUUGUUCACAUACUAUUAAUUGAAUAUAGUGUACUUAAUCAUUUAUUAAUAGUUUUUAUACAGUUUUAAAAUUUUAAUAAAUGUUUUGUUUAUCCUA